UGCAAUAUUCAUAAUAGUUUGAGUUUGACCAGCGCUCGGCAGAAGGCAAUAAAGUCAUCUGUCAUCCCUUGAGAGAGAGAGAGAGGUCUGUCUGAGUGUGAGGCUUCAUUUUCUAGUGUCUGAAAAGUAUUGAAAUUCGUCAGAAAAAGACGAAACACGGAACUCGUUAUAUGAAUAGAAUUACUCAACUCAUUUAAGUAGAUUUACUGUCUCAGCUAUCUUAUUUAAUGCCCAGUAUUUUUCUUCUGACGCUGAAGAUGGAGCUCCGAUAAUGGCGGGUUUAGUCAACAGUUGAGUUCUCGUACUGAAUUGGCAUCUUCCGUCUGUUUGGUCCAGCAUCCUCAUUGUGGUUAAUGGUGUUCCUGCAUCAGAACUUGAGCCAGAAAUGUUCUAACCUUUUAUGCUUAUGUAUUGCUUGAAUAUCAGUGAAGUUGUUUUCAAGCGAAGUCUUCUGUUUGGUGUGAGAAUUGUGGUGCUUCUGUGUGUCUUUUGCAAGUUAUCCAUAGCAUUGUGGUGCCAGCAGUUGUUCUCAUUGACAUUGUACUCAACAGAAAAUAAAUCCAGCAAUUUAAGUAUGGAGCAAUCCAAAAAUCAUAAUUUUAUACAAUAUAAUUCUGCUGAACAUGGAUAUGAAGAUAUUGGUCCUGAAUCGCUGAUGCAUAUGGGAGAUGCUUCAGGUCAUGCAAAUCCCAGUUUGAGGUCUCCAGAGAUCAAUUUUUCAGAACCUAAACCUGUACUUAAUUAUUCUAUACAAACUGGUGAGGAGUUUGCUCUUGAAUUUAUGCGUGACCGUGUCAAUCCUAGGCAUCCAUUUAUUCCAAAUAUCUCUGGGGAUUCCACUAGUGCACCAGGUUACUUGGAGCUGAAAGGCAUUUUAGGCAUUAGUCAUACUGGUUCUGAAAGUGGUUCAGAUGUUUCCAUGAUUCCCACAACAGAAAAGAGUUCAAGAGAGUUUGAGCGUAGGAAUUUGUCUUCUCAUGGCAACAGGGGUAACCACGGGUCAUUUCAAUCUAUGCUGCAUGCCUCAUCAGGUUACAACAGCCACCACACACUUAGAUCUGCUUCUUCCGGAGCAUCUGAUAGUUCGAACCUGAAGGUUCUCUGCAGCUUUGGAGGUAGAAUCCUUCCUAGGCCAAGUGAUGGAAAGCUCAGAUAUGUUGGCGGUGAAACACGCAUCAUCCGGGUAAGCAAGGAAAUUACAUGGCAAGAACUGUGGGAAAAGACUACUGCAAUUUAUGAUGAGACUCAUACCAUAAAAUAUCAGCUCCCUGGGGAGGAUCUUGAUGCUUUAGUUUCUGUAUCAACCGAUGAGGAUUUAUUGAACAUGAUGGAGGAGUGCAAUGUACUUGAAGAUGGAGAAGGAUCCAAAAAGCUUAGGAUGUUUCUGUUCUCUCUUGGAGAUUUGGAAGAUGCACAUUUCAUUCUAGCCAACUCCCAUGGUGAUUCAGAGAUGAAAUAUGUGGUUGCUGUCAAUGGCAUGGACAUUGGAUCCCGGAAAGGCUCUGGUCUUCGUGGUUUAGCAGGCUCUUCCGGAAACAAUUUAAAUGAGUUGGACUCACUGAAUGUUGAAAGAGACUCAUGUAGGACUUCCAAUGAAUUUGCUGGAAUUCGUACCCCAAAUAUGGCAGGCUUUGUUGUCACAUCGGCUGCUACUAAAUCUUCUGAAUCUAUUUUACCAAAUUCCUCCAAAGUUUAUGGAACUGAUUUACACUUCUAUCAUGGUCAGCCUGUGCCCCAUCAUGAAGACAAACAACAUCCUCCACAAUUUGGCUACAAUUUGCAUCCUCCUUAUAUUACGCCUCCAGAAAAUGCUAUGCCACAAUCUUCUUAUGGGGCUAUUUCUCAACAUAAAGGUCUUGAAGGGAUUAGUAGCUCAGGCACCCAGGGCACAGAAAGGCUAGAAAAGGAAGCCAAACUGAAUAGUGAUGGUUUGAGACAACCAGAAAGUGGAAGCAGUCAAAUGUUGGCUAAUGAGCACUCUGUAGCAUACAGUGCUGGCACAAAAGUUAGUUUUCCUGUUGAAGAGUCAUUGACAAUGGGCCCUAAACUGGAGAGAGAAUUCUCAUCAAAGAGUGAAGGCAGGCCCCAGGAACCAGUGCAGGUCUCUAAAGCUCUUGAUGCCGUUAAUCCAUCCCAACUUCCUAAAUCUAGUGGCAAUGAGUACUUUAUCACUGGUAAUGCACCUGCUCCAGAAUCGAUCAACUCGGAGUCUGAUCCUGCUGAUUUAACCUACUCUGAGCCUUCUGUUCCUCCUCAGAGGGUCUUUCAUUCUGAGCGUAUUCCUCGAGAGCAGGCAGGUCUACUUAGCAGAAUAUCAAAGUCUGAUGAUUCACAUAGUUCUCAGUUUCUUGUUAAUCAGUCACAGACUGAUAUUCCCCAGCAGGAUUUAGUUACAGGAUCUGUUGAAAAUUUGCAAAAUGGGAAUGUAGAUAUUCCUAACGAGCAGUCAAUGCCCAGAACUCAGAAGUUGGAUCAAAUAGAUGUUAAAGAUGCCGCACAUGAAAAUCAAGUUCAUGCUGUGGGGCCAGAAGGUGGUUCAAAGCUUCCUGCUGUGAGCCAUGGGGAUGCAGUGCAACACUCUGAAAAUCCUACGACUCAUUUGGUUGAUGGAGUUGGUGGUCAGUCCAUUGCUAGUGAUGCUCAAGGGCAUCCUCAACCUCCUACAUGGACAGGGACUCAGGAAGAAUCCAGGCCUGCUAUUCCCAGAACCGAGCAGGGUGACAUUCUUAUUGAUAUCAAUGACCGAUUCCCUCGCAAUCUUCUUUCUGAUAUAUUUUCAAAAGCUAUCCUUUCAGAUAGCCAAUCUGAUAUUGGUCCUCUACAGAAGGAUGGAGCUGGUAUGAGUGUGAACAUAGAAAACCAUGAACCUAAGCACUGGUCCUUCUUCCAGAGAUUGGCAGGGGAUGAGUUCACGAGAAGGGAUGUUUCUCUUAUUGAUCAAGAUCAUGUUGUAUUUUCCUCUGGACUUAAAAAGGUUGAAGAGGAGGCUCCUUUAGCGUAUGACUUUGUGCCACUGACACGAGAUGGAAUUCCUCCUACUCAUAGUGGAGUGCCAGAGAAUUAUGGUGAAGAGGAUAAAAAAGACUUGCAUGGUGGAGAUGGUGCUGUCUCCAUAGGUCUUCAUUCCAAUUACAGCGCUUCACAAGUAAAAGUCAGUGAAGGCAUUCAGUAUGAUGAUUUGAUGGAUAAUAUGAGAAUUCAAGAUUCAGAAUAUGAGGACGGGAUUGGAAAUGUUGGCUUACCUCCUCUAGAUCCAUCAUUGGUGGAUUUCGAUAUCAAUUCAUUGCAGAUUAUACAAAAUGCAGAUCUUGAAGAAUUGAAGGAACUUGGUUCUGGAACUUUUGGUACUGUAUAUCAUGGAAAAUGGAGAGGCUCAGAUGUGGCGAUCAAGCGCAUAAAAAAGAGUUGCUUCACUGGUCGACAAUCAGAGCAAGAGAGACUGACCAUUGAGUUUUGGAGGGAAGCUGAAAUUCUCUCAAAGCUUCACCACCCGAACGUGGUAGCAUUUUAUGGUGUUGUACAAGACGGACCAGGGGGGACAUUGGCUACCGUGACGGAAUACAUGGUUGAUGGAUCUUUAAGACAUGUUUUACUUCGUAAAGAUAGACACCUCGAUCGCCGGAAGCGGCUCAUAAUUGCCAUGGAUGCAGCUUUUGGGAUGGAAUAUUUGCAUUCAAAGAAUAUAGUCCACUUUGAUCUAAAAUGUGACAAUUUGCUAGUUAACUUGAAAGAUCCAUCAAGACCUAUCUGCAAGGUAGGUGACUUUGGUCUAUCAAAAAUAAAGCGCAACACCCUGGUUUCUGGUGGAGUCAGGGGAACUCUGCCAUGGAUGGCUCCAGAGCUGCUGAAUGGCAGUAGCAAUAAAGUUUCUGAAAAGGUUGAUGUGUUUUCAUUUGGUAUUGUCCUGUGGGAGAUACUCACUGGGGAGGAGCCUUACGCCAACAUGCAUUAUGGUGCAAUCAUAGGAGGCAUUGUGAACAACACAUUGAGACCAACCAUUCCGAGCUACUGCGACACAGAAUGGAGGAGAUUAAUGGAGCAGUGUUGGGCCCCAAAUCCUGCUAUGAGGCCAUGUUUUACAGAAAUUGCUAGCCGAUUGCGCGUAAUGUCUUCCUCUGCUCAGACACGGAAGGCGAGUUGAUAGAUAAUUGGAAGAUGGUUUGAUGUCUUCUUUACUAAUUAAAGCAAUUAGUUCAUUUAAUUCUAGAGAGUAGGGACAUUACGUCAUUAAUCAGUGAACAAAUGGCCUGAAAAUUGGCAUACACAUUUGUCAUGAUCAUCAUCAUCAUCUUCAUAUAUAAAUGUGAAGUUCUUUGAACAUCCCAUGAUGGGCAAAGCUUUUAUA
This is a messenger RNA of Sesamum indicum (sesame), 4345 nucleotides long. RefSeq names its product RAF-like serine/threonine-protein kinase 20. Gene Ontology annotation, biological process: signal transduction; protein phosphorylation. Lineage: Eukaryota; Viridiplantae; Streptophyta; Magnoliopsida; Lamiales; Pedaliaceae. Gene Ontology annotation, molecular function: protein binding; ATP binding; protein kinase activity. Gene Ontology annotation, cellular component: cytoplasm. The record is from RefSeq and is a predicted model, not a curated record.